Molecule: messenger RNA, 2298 nt
Organism: Hemisphaericaspora subhashii
Lineage: Eukaryota; Fungi; Ascomycota; Pichiomycetes; Serinales; Debaryomycetaceae
Gene: PBS2
Product: mitogen-activated protein kinase kinase
Exons: 1
Coding region: 1-2298 (765 amino acids)
Biological process (GO): protein phosphorylation; MAPK cascade; cellular hyperosmotic response
Molecular function (GO): ATP binding; MAP kinase kinase activity
Source: RefSeq, a predicted model, not a curated record
AUGUCAGGGAACAACAGCAGUCAGUCAAACUUAUCUUCACGCAACAAUCACAACUCAGGCGUUGAUGAUUUACUAAUGAACAAUUUAAACAUAGGUAUUCAGAGACCUGUUAGUAAUAUGACGUCCUCAUCAGCAGUGUCAAUCAACAACCAACCACCUAAGCAAACACCACCCACAGUUCCACCACAGUCAUCAUCUACAUCUUCUCACCCGCAGUUGAAAAGUGAUAUUCAAGCAAGACUAAUGGCGUUUCAACAACGACGCGCUAAACUUGGAAACUCUGAUUCCAAUAACUCUCAACUAUCAUCAUCCAUGUCCCCACCACCACUAGUGAAUGAUGGCGAGAACAACACAAGUACGAAUACUUCAAGAAAUCAUCUGCAAACAAGUAUAUCGGAAAAGCAACUCCCGCCAUUACCAGGUUCAGAAUCUAUUAGAUCAGCAAUGUUCAACAAUGACAAACGAACACUUCUGCACGAGUCAAUAACUAGUAGCAGUACUCCUGGUUCUCCAGUAUCUGCGCCUCCAGAUUCAACUCAACAAUUCACGUAUCCUAUGCCAACGCGUGGUCAUACGAUUAGUGGACGAAUACCAUCUUCCAAUCUGACUCAAACUAUAGAUUUAAAGAAGAAGCCGUCUUUAUCACAAAGAAGAGGUAUGAAGUUAAAUGUCAGUGAUUUGGCAAUUGGUAAUAGUACUCCAAAUACCCCAUCUCCAAGAAUGUUAAGUCCGGUAGCGUAUCCUGACAAUAAUCAAGGUGAUAUAUCAAGUGCAGGAAGUUCUUCUAGCGUAAACAAUAAUAAUAGACCGACUUCAGAAAUCAUCAUGUCUCAAACACCAAUAGCUAAUCAAUUAUCUGUAACACCACAUGAAUUAUCUAGAAGAUUAUCAGAACGGAAGAAUAAACCAAAUUUUAAAUUGAAUCUUGAUGGGAUGACAAGUAACGAUUUACCAAAUUCAAUGCCAUCAUUAUCACGUAGCGCCAGUCUUACUAGAUCUUCCAACCCUACUUCAAAUUCAUCUGAAGGAUGCACGCCAGAGGAGAAGCAACAACAACANCAACAGCAACAGCAAGAACAAUCAAAUUCACAAAUGCAAUCACCACAGCAAACUCCCAACAACAACAACCUUCAUGGUUUAUUCGCCAAUUAUUCAAAAUAUGUCGAUAUAAAAUCCGGACAAUUGAAAUUUGCCGGCAAGGCAUCCUUACAUUCCGAAGGGGUUGAUUUUCUGAGUGGAUCUUCAUUCCGUAUCUCAUUGGAUGAACUUGAAUAUAUAGAAGAAUUAGGUCAUGGAAAUUAUGGAUCAGUACUGAAGGUAUUACAUAAACCAACUGGAGUAUUAAUGGCAAUGAAAGAAGUUCGAUUAGAAUUAGAUGAAACUAAAUUCACCCAAAUCUUGAUGGAAUUAGAUGUAUUACAUAAAUGUAAUUCACCAUUUAUUGUUGAUUUCUACGGAGCAUUCUUUGUUGAAGGGGCAGUAUAUAUGUGUAUUGAAUAUAUGGAUGGUGGAUCUUUGGAUAAGAUAUUUGGUAGUAAUAUUGGAUGUAAAGAUGAAGCAGCAUUGGCAUAUGUUACCGAAUCGGUGAUACGAGGAUUGAAGGAAUUGAAAGAUAAACAUAACAUCAUCCAUCGUGAUGUGAAACCUACAAAUAUAUUGGUGAAUACACUUGGAGAGGUUAAACUUUGUGAUUUUGGAGUAUCAGGGAAUUUGGUUGCUUCAUUGGCGAAAACCAAUAUUGGUUGUCAAUCAUAUAUGGCACCAGAAAGAAUAAGAAGUAUAACACCCAAUGAUGCAACAUAUUCCGUUCAUUCGGAUAUUUGGUCCCUUGGGUUAACGAUUUUAGAAAUUGCCGUUGGUCAUUAUCCAUAUCCUCCUGAAACUUAUGAUAAUAUAUUUUCUCAAUUAAGUGCAAUAGUUGAUGGAGAACCACCAAAAUUAGAUCAAUCGAUAUUUUCCAAAGAAGCACAAAUGUUUGUCAAAUCUUGUCUUAACAAAAACCCCGAUUUAAGACCUUCAUAUGCCGCAUUACUUCAUCAUCCAUGGUUAGUUAAAUAUCGUGGUCAAGGUUGUGAACUUAUUCGUGAAGCUGUAACGAAGAGAUUGGAUGAUUUGGAGGAAAUUAAGAAACAAAGAAAGGCUGGUGGUGUGAGUAGAACGAAUAGUAGAACGGCGGCAAUUCCACCACCAACUAGAGAAAAUGUUCAAUCAUUGUUGAGAAGUAAAGUGAAAGCACCUGCAUUACAUAGAGGAGGUUUGACGAAUAUGAAUUCAAGUUUCUUGAAUCGUUCAAAAUAG